AUGGGGCUACUCGAGCGCCGUAAGGCAAUCGAGGAGGAAAUUGCCAGGACGCAGAAGAACAAGAAAACGGAGUAUCAUAUAGGCCGUCUCAAGGGCCAAUUGGCCCGUAUCAGGACCGAAAUGUUGGAGAAUGCCGCAAGGGCUGCUGGUGCCCGUGGGGGCGAUGGAUUUGAGGUCCGGAAAAGUGGUGAUGUGCGCUGCGCCCUUGUGGGAUUUCCGUCCGUCGGAAAGUCGUCAUUUCUUUCUCGUGUGACGGCGACGGUGAGUGAGGCGGCCGGGUAUGAGUUCACCACCCUGACGUGUAUUCCGGGGAAACUGAUGCACAAGGGCACGGAGAUUCAGAUUUUAGACCUGCCAGGCAUCAUUGAGGGAGCCGCGGAGGGGAAAGGCCGUGGAAGACAAGUUAUUGCCACCGCUCGAACGUCCGAUAUGAUUAUUUUGAUGCUUGAUGCAGCCAAGGCGGAGGCCCAGCGAUGCAAACUUGAGGCCGAGCUGGAAACUGUGGGUAUUCGCCUCAACCAGAAGUUUCCCAACGUGACAUUUAAAAAGAAACCUUCUUGUAGCAUGAAUGCCAUAAGUUUUACCGCCACUGUGAAAUUAACGCAGGGUAUGUCGGAGGCAUUGGCAAAGGAAAUAUUGAAAGACUAUGGGAUUCAUAAUGCAGAGGUCGUUAUUCGUGAAGACAUCACAAUUGAUCAGUUUAUUGAUGUUAUUGAGGGAAAUCGAAGGUACAUGCCCUGUCUCUACGUGUACAAUAAAAUAGACACUAUUACAAUGGAGGAAAUGGAUCGCCUGAGCCGAUUGCCAAAUUCAGUUGUUCUUUCACUGCAUUGGGAUUUGAAUGUGGAUGAGGUUAUUGAGGAAAUUUGGGAGCAUCUUAAUAUUAUUCGCGUCUAUACGAAAAAACAUGGUGAGCAUCCAGAUUUCACGAAGCCCUUUGUGGUGAAGCGCGACGCGGACAUUGAUCACAUCUGUAAGAGGAUACAUAAGGAUCUCUCAUCAAGAUUUAAGUACGCCCUGGUGUGGGGAACGAGUACGAAACAUCAGCCGCAGCGAGUUGGCAUUGGGCAUCGGUUGGAAGAUGAAGAUGUUCUUCAAAUAAUGCUAAAGACGUCUAACGAGUAG
Messenger RNA from Trypanosoma cruzi, 1125 nucleotides. RefSeq names its product GTP-binding protein, putative. The transcript has a single exon. The coding region runs from base 1 to 1125 and encodes 374 amino acids. Gene Ontology annotation, cellular component: cytoplasm. Gene Ontology annotation, biological process: cytoplasmic translation. Gene Ontology annotation, molecular function: GTPase activity; GTP binding. The record is from RefSeq and is a predicted model, not a curated record. NCBI's taxonomy places the organism in Eukaryota, Euglenozoa, Kinetoplastea, Trypanosomatida, Trypanosomatidae.